This is a messenger RNA of Dendronephthya gigantea, 1554 nucleotides long. RefSeq lists its product as uncharacterized. NCBI's taxonomy places the organism in Eukaryota, Metazoa, Cnidaria, Anthozoa, Malacalcyonacea, Nephtheidae. The record is from RefSeq and is a predicted model, not a curated record. The transcript has a single exon. Bases 1 to 1554 code for a protein of 517 amino acids.
AUGCCCAAUAAAAAAUGCGUUGUCGCAAGAUGUACUCAUACAAGUUGGCGACAUAAAACGCUGACUUUCUAUUGCUUUCCGAAGGACGAUAAACUACGGCGGAAAUGGAUUAAAGCUGUUUCUUUGAGGGCGUUAAACUACCGAUGGAAGCCGAGUGACCGAAUAUGCAGCGCUCAUUUUCCAAACGGACGCAAGCUUGGAAAGAACAACAUCCCUUCCAUCUUUCCCAGAUGGGAUUUCAAAAAGAAACAAGUUGUGUGGCCUGUUGAUAUCUCGAGUUUGCUGAAGGAAAAUUUGUAUCCUGUUGAUAAUAAUGACGUGUUUACUUCCAAAUCUGAUAUUGAAAACAAACCUAUUCAUGGCGAAGAUGAAGUUGACCGUCCUAGUGAGAUAAACGAAACAAAUAUUUUCCAUAUCAGUACCGAAAACACAACGAUUGUUGAUGAGAGCGAAGAUUUGAGGGAUGAAGUCGAAUGUAACAGCACAGGAAAUAAAGAGAAAGCAAGUAUAAAUGAUGGUGACUGUCCUAACUGUGGCACGCUACGACAACGUGUGCAGGACUUAGAAAAGCAGCGAGAUAUUCAAAGGUUUGGAGUAAAAAGAUUCAUGCUCUCCGAUAGUGACAUGAGAUUUUACACUGGUUUGCCAGAUUAUCGAACUUUCCUUGCAUUGUAUAAUUUUUUGAAGCCACAACCAGGGUUUCAGUUGAACUACUAUAAUAACUAUACAAAUAAAACUGCUUCUGAACACCAAGUGGUAAGAGGAAGACCUAGAAGUCUGAACAGUAUUGACGAAUUAUUUUUGACAUUGAUUAGACUACGGCUAAACUUGUUUGAAAAGGACCUUGGAGAUAGGUUCAACAUUUCCCAGUCUACUGUGUCUGAGAUAUUCUCAACCUGGAUAGACCGCAUGCAUGAUUGUCUUGGGCAGUUGAAGUUCACUGCAAAUCUCAGUAUGAUGAAACAAUACUUACCAGCAUGUUUCAAGUCAGGGCAUGAAGAUGUUUCUCUAAUUAUUGAUUGUACUGAGAUAUUCCUGGAAAGGCCUUCUCAGGUUAUUCAACAAUCAGCCACCUGGUCGGAUUACAAAAGUCAUAAUACUGGAAAGGCCUUGUUAGCUCUAUCUCCUGUUAUGCUCCCAGUAUUUACAUCUGACAUAUUUCCUGGCAGUAUAUCAGAUGAAGAAAUGGUAAUUGAGUGUGGUGUCCUACAGUAUGCACAGAAUGGUGAUAGAUGGUUGGCAGACAAAGGUUUUUUAAUUCAGCAUAUUUUAGAUAAGUAUGGAGUAAGAGUUGACACACCAGAAAAAUUAGAGGGAAAGGGCCAGUUUAACCAUCAAGAAGAUUGCAAGAACCGAAAGAAUUCACAGGUGAGAGUUCAUGUUGAAAGAGGUAUUCGUCGAGUAAAAUUGUUUAAUAUUUUAAAAGGGAAUAUGCCAAUUCGAUACCACCAUCUUUUAUCAAAGAUUUGGAAAGUCUGUUGUUAUCUAACUGCCUUUCUUCCACCACUAAUCAAAGAUAAAAGUGAUAUUAAUAUCCAGGACAAUGAAGAGUAA